Miscanthus lutarioriparius is the source of this 456-nucleotide messenger RNA. NCBI's taxonomy places the organism in Eukaryota, Viridiplantae, Streptophyta, Magnoliopsida, Poales, Poaceae. The record is from the annotation of a GenBank genome assembly.
AUGUCAUCAACCAAUGCAGCGUCUGCCGUCGGCAUCAUCAGCAGCGACGGCGAGGCCCUGACCACGUCGGCUAUCGUUGCGGCGGAGGCCAUGACUGGGUCGCACGUGCUCCAGAUCAAAGGCUACUCCAUAACGACCAAGGAACUCGGCAACGGCAAACACAUCAAAUCCAGCACAUUCAGCGUGGGUGGUCACCGCUGGUAUAUCAGGUACUACCCUGAUGGCAAUGUCUUAGAAAAUGCCGGCUGGAUUUCUAUCUACCUGCAGCACGAUCAUACCGAUGCCGCUGUGGAAGUCAAUGCUCGAUUCGUAUUUGGUGUUCUGGACGACAGCGGCAAAUAUGUACCGAUGUUUAGCUCAGAAACCUCUGUGGACGAUACGUUCUCCUCCAAAAUCGGUGCUGGGGCUUCUCCAAAUUCGUUUCAAGGAAAGCCCUGGAGGAAUCGUCUUAUAUAA